UCCUGCAAACUGGAUCUAUCUGCUACGUAAAGACAGCGGAAAGUUGGAAGGUAGAUAAAAAUGUCUGAGCAAGAGGCGAUCAGGAAAACGGUGCGUCAUUCUUUAUCAAAGGAUGAAGGUUUAAUCAAUGGAGUGAAAACUGUUUCCAGCGAUGUUCCAGAUGAGAUGACAGAGAACUUAAACCUGGCCACGGUCUAUGUCUCAGAUGCCCAAUAUAACAGGAACAUAUUUUUUGAUACAUCACCUCAGGCUGUGAGACUCUACCUGCUCUACAAUCACUGGAUCAUGCAGACGCUGGUAUAUGUUUUCAUCAUAACAAACCUUGCACUAGCUCUGUUGGAAGAUCCUGCAGUUGUGCCAGUUCCAAUAUGGACAACUUCUACAGUUGAGAUAAUUUGUCUCUCUGCUUUCACUGUGCGGCUAGUUCACUAUGCCAAAGUCAUUCCAAAAGAUAAAUUCUGGAAGGAUCCCAAAAAUAUAUGCUUCAUAAUCAUUGUAACGCUCUCUUUUUUAGAUUUGACUAUAUACGGGGCUCUGAAAGCAGCAGGCUACUUUGGCGUCCGAUGGUCAAGGGUCUUAAGACCACUUCUGUUAGUCAAUGUUACAGAGGGGCGACAACUCCGCAGGGCAUUCAGGAGUAUUCGGAAUGCACUUCCUCAGAUCUCCUAUGUUUUCCUCUUAUUCAUGUUCAGCGUGUUGGUCUUUUCUCUCAUAGCUCUAAAGCUGUUUGGGAAAAGGGGCCUUUUGACCAUUGAUGGGUCUUCAUAUUUCACAGACUAUUUGGAAAUUGUUUUCGAUCUGUAUGUUUUAAUGACCACUGCAAAUAGCCCUGAUGUCAUGAUGCCGGCAUACAACUACAGUAUUUUCUUUACUAUUUUCUUCAUUCUAUAUAUUGUUGUCAACACCUACACAUUCAUGUCCUUCUUUCUGGCUGUUGUUUACAAUAACUACAAAAAGUACCUGAAGGAGGAGGUGCGGCAGCUGGUGAAGGCCAGAAGAUUUAAGAUGUGCCGGGCGUUUUCUGUGCUGCAGGAGUCCUGGGGUGAAGGUGGGGAGCCAGUGGUGACCCAGGCCAAAUGGAACCUCCUGGUCAAGCUUGUCAAGCCUAAUAUCAGUAUUGCUCACCGGGAACUGCUGUGGAGCGUCUUAGAUGAUCAGAAGAAAGGACACAUAGGAAAGUUAGCUUUCGUCCAGUCUUGUGAUCUGUUAAGUAUCCAGGUGAUCACAGUCAGGUCACAAGCACAUCCAUUGCUAAUCUGUUUCCCCUUUGUGUAUAACUCCUCAGCCAGCAGGUUUAUCCACCACAUGGUUCGUCACAGAAUGUUUGUGUAUGUCUAUGAUGUUAUUAUCCUGAUCAAUGCUGUGUUUAUUGGUCUGGAUGAGGAGAAUCCUGUGGUGUCAAAUGCUGAGUGGGGUUUUCUAGCUCUUUAUAUGCUGGAGAUCAUUCUUAAACUCUAUGCCACUGAGCCUCGUUUGUUCUUCGCUCGACAUCAGUUUUGGAACUGGUUUGACACCAUCAUUGUUGUGUCUGCACUUUUUGGCACCAUCAUUAAUUCAGCACUCAAACACGCUGGAGGUUACACAAGUCGCCAGAUCUUGGACAUCGUUUUCAUUUUCAGAGUCUUGCGACUUGUACGCUUGGUGGAUUCCAUAAAGAGAUUCCGUGCCAUCAUCAACACGCUUAUUAAAAUUGGACCAACUAUACUAACAUUUGGACAACUCAUAUUGGUGGUGUAUUAUAUAUUUGCCAUGGUUGGCAUGGAGUUAUUUAAAGGGAAAAUACAGUAUUUUGAGCCUAACUCGACAAGGCCUGGUCAAGAGUACUGCGGGAACCCUCUUCUGAAAGGCACCACCUUUGCAAAACUCAACUACUGCAAAAACAACUUCAACAAUGUUGUUUCUUCUUUCGUUGUCCUGCUAGAGCUCACUGUGGUUAAUCAGUGGCAUGUGUUGACCAGCGGUUUCACGGCAGUCACACAUGUUUCAGCCAGAAUAUUUUUCGUCCUCUUUCAUAUUGUCGUUGUCAUUAUCAUAAUCAAUAUUUUUGUUGCUUUUAUCUUGGAGGCCUUCUUGGUGGAGUACACAGUUGACAAAAGUGAUCUUCAGACUUCUCUUGAGAAGAAAAUUGAGGAGCUGGGACUUAAUGUUCAAGAGGAUGGUGUGGACAAUGGUCUUGUAGAUGCAAUGGAAAGCUGUGACAAUGAACUGGGUCCCAAUGAGUCUAGCAAGCGGAAGCCCUCCCUUAUGUUCAAGAUUGCUUCAAGAAGAUCCAGAACGGUGGAUGGACUUUUGCAGCGGAUGUUUGAGACUGAUCUCCACCCUGAAGACUUUGACGAGGAGGAGGAACCAAACAUAAACUUCUCAAACCCUGUUUUUGACUCUAUGUAACUGGAAUGAAACAAAAAACCCUUCAAAAAUGUAAAUUUAUAUAUUUGCAAUUUUCAUCAAAGAUUUAAUGCACACUUCGGUAUUUGGAUCACUAGUAUUCAUCUGUUUAAUCUAUUUCAAGUGUCAAAAAGUCUCAUUUGUAAUCAGAUGUGUAUAUAUAUAUAUUUUUAUAAUAAUCUUUUUGUUAUGUAGCAUA
Messenger RNA from Triplophysa rosa, 2584 nucleotides. RefSeq names its product two pore segment channel 3 (gene tpcn3). Gene Ontology annotation, molecular function: monoatomic ion channel activity. The record is from RefSeq and is a predicted model, not a curated record. Bases 61 to 2388 code for a protein of 775 amino acids. The transcript is spliced from 19 exons. Gene Ontology annotation, cellular component: membrane. NCBI's taxonomy places the organism in Eukaryota, Metazoa, Chordata, Actinopteri, Cypriniformes, Nemacheilidae. Gene Ontology annotation, biological process: monoatomic ion transport; transmembrane transport.